This is a messenger RNA of Rhipicephalus microplus (southern cattle tick), 3868 nucleotides long. RefSeq names its product leucine--tRNA ligase, cytoplasmic-like. Lineage: Eukaryota; Metazoa; Arthropoda; Arachnida; Ixodida; Ixodidae. Gene Ontology annotation, molecular function: aminoacyl-tRNA deacylase activity; leucine-tRNA ligase activity; ATP binding. The record is from RefSeq and is a predicted model, not a curated record. Gene Ontology annotation, biological process: leucyl-tRNA aminoacylation.
GCGUAUGCUUUUGUUUUAAUAUUGAUUUUCUUGCUUUUGCGCAUUGUCAAGAGUUUCGCUGGCCUUCCACGUGGGCCAGCCGGACGCGUUGUCAUAUGUUGAAUGAAAGUAAGUGACUAGCGUUCCGUAAACGUCACUGAAGUUAAUCUCUGAAGUUAAUCCUUAAUUCAUCCUGUGCGCGGUCGCGGGUACUAACCGCGUGCGAACUUUCGGAACCAGUUGCGACAAACGCGUCAGUAUGGCCUCAUCCAGCGAGAGAAAAGGAACUUUCAAAGUCCGAGCUCUUCAAGAGAUCGAAGCCAGCGUACAGGCGAAAUGGGAGGCCGAGAAAGUGUUCGAGGUAGACGCGGCUGGUGAUCAAGGCGACGGCAAGUUCUUCGUCACGUUUCCCUACCCGUACGUGAACGGGCGGCUACACCUGGGUCACUCGUUCUCGCUGUCAAAGUGCGAGUUCGCCGUCGGCUACCAGCGUCUGCUGGGCAAGAAAUGCCUCUUUCCGUUCGGUUUUCACGCCACCGGAAUGCCGAUCAAGGCAUGCGCCGACAAACUGGCGCGCGAGAUGGAGGAGUACGGCUGCCCGCCCGUCUUUCCGGAGGACGACGCCGGCGACGAGGUCUCCAAGAUGCCGCCGGCGACGCGGCAUGAGGCCUUGCUCAAGAGCAAAGCCAAAGGAAAGAAGAGCAAGGCGGCCGCCAAGACCGUAGCGGCGAAGUACCAGUGGCAGAUCAUGCAGUCGCUGGGACUUUCGGACGCCGAAAUCGCCAAGUUCGCCGACGCCGGAUACUGGCUUCACUACUUCCCGCCCAUAAUCCGCGAAGACCUGAAAAGGAUGGGCCUCAAGGCGGACUGGAGGCGUUCUUUCGUCACGACGGACGUGAACCCGUACUACGAUUCGUUCGUCCGUUGGCAGUUCCUCCGGCUGAAGGAGAGGCAGCGCAUCAAGUUCGGCAAGCGCUACACCAUCUUCUCGCCCAAGGUCAACCAGCCCUGCAUGGACCACGACCGAGCGGGGGAAGGUGUUGGACCGCAGGAGUACCUUCUAGUUAAAAUGAAGGCUGUCGAACCUCUACCGCAAGCCCUGAAGACGUUGCAGGGCCGCAAUGUGUUCCUGGUCGCAGCCACUCUACGGCCGGAGACGAUGUACGGGCAGACCAACUGCUGGGUUCGACCAGAUAUGGAUUACGUGGCGUUCGAGCUCAAGAACGGCGACGUUUUCGUUUGCACGUACCGGGCCGCUCUCAACAUGAGCUACCAGGGCUUCACGGCCGACAACGGCAAAAUCAAAGUCCUCAUCAACCUCAAGGGCCAGGAUCUAAUUGGUCUUGGGUUGUCUCAGCCGCUGACCUGCCACAAAAUAAUUUACACACUUCCCAUGCUCAACAUCAAGGAAGACAAGGGAACGGGGGUGGUGACGUCGGUGCCUUCGGAUUCUCCGGACGAUUACGCCACCUUGCGUGACUUGAAGAACAAGGAACUCCUGCGGCAGAAGUAUGGCGUUGCUGACAACAUGGUACUGCCGUUUGAUCCAGUUCCCAUUGUAGAGGUGCCUGGCUAUGGCUCGCUCUCGGCCGUUGCGGUCUGCGACGAAUUAAAAAUCCAAAGCCAGAACGAUCGCGACAAGCUUCAGGAAGCAAAGGAGAAGAUCUACCUCAAGGGCUUCUACGAAGGUGUGCUCCUGGUGGGACCGUAUAAAGGAAAAAAGAUUCAAGAUGUCAAGAAGGACAUCCAAAAAGGUAUGGUCGACGAGGGCAAAGCGGUCGUGUACAUGGAGCCUGAGAAAAAGGUGAUUGCGCGCUCAGGUGACGAGUGCGUCGUGGCACUGUGUGACCAGUGGUACCUCGACUAUGGCGACCCCAAGUGGAAGGACAUGGCGAAAACUUCCCUGUCCAAGAUGGAGACAUACUCUGAGGAAGUUCGCAAGAACUUUCUGGCCACCCUAGACUGGCUCUGCGAGCAUGCAUGUUCGAGAACUUAUGGUCUCGGUACCAAGCUGCCAUGGGACGAAUCGUGGCUGAUAGAGUCACUGUCUGACUCCACAAUCUACAUGGCUUACUACACAGUCGCUCACUACCUCCAGUGUGGCGACCUCAUGGGUGGAUCGGGUUGUCCUCCAUAUUUCAUCAGGCCCGAAGAUAUGACGCCAGAAGCCUGGGACUACUUGUUUCUCAACGUUGCCAGUAAGACCAAGCUUCAGAAGAAAGAUGCCCUCGAUGCCAUGAAGAAGGAGUUUGAAUUCUGGUAUCCCAUGGACCUGCGCUGCUCUGGCAAAGACUUGAUACCAAACCACUUGUCUUACUGCAUAUUUAACCAUUGUGCCAUGUGGCCCGAAAACCCUGAGAAGUGGGUUCUCGGCAUGCGUGCCAAUGGACACCUGUUGCUAAAUUCUGAGAAGAUGUCUAAAUCUACAGGGAACUUCCUCACCCUUGCAGAUGCGUUGGACAAGUUUUCGGCUGAUGGAAUGAGGCUGGCUCUAGCGGACGCUGGGGACGGCAUUGAAGAUGCAAAUUUCGUUGAGACCAUGGCAGAUGCUGGAAUCUUACGUCUGUACACGUUCCUUGAGUGGGUGAAAGAGAUGCUUGCCUCACUGUCUUCACUGCGCACAGGCCCAACAGACAGCUAUGUAGACCGAGCUUUCGAAGCCGACAUGAGCCAUGGUGUCUUGACAACCAAGGAACACUACGACCAAAUGAUGUUUAAGGAAGCUUUAAGGACAGGCUUUUUUGAAUUCCAGGCUGCCAGAGACAAGUAUCGUGAGCUGUGUGUGUUGAGAGGAAUGCACAGAGACCUUAUCUUGAAGUUCAUCGAAAUGCAGGCUGUCAUCCUGAGCCCUAUAUGUCCACACAUCUGCGAGCAUGUGUGGUCUAUGCUCGGAAAAAAGAAGAGCAUUAUGCACACCAGAUGGCCCGUCGUCACUGCGCCCGACGAAACUCUCUUGAAGUCAUCGCAGUACCUAAUGGACUCCGUGCAUGAUUUCAGGCUGCGACUAAAGGCAUUUCGCACUGCUGGAAGCAAGUGUAGCAAGAAGAAAGACCUCUCGAUGCACCCUCCGGGACCCCAGAUGGUUCGGGCAACAAUAUGGGUAGCCAAGACUUUCCCUCCGUGGCAGCUGACAAUUCUAACCACACUCAAGCAACUCUUCCAGAAGCACAAUGGUCUUCCAGACAACAAGGUCGUCUCGGCGCAGCUCAAGGACAAGCCCGAGCUAAAGAAGCACAUGAAAAAGGUGAUGCCAUUCGCGCAGGCAGUGCGGGAGAAGGUUGAGAAGCUCGGUAUCGGCGCUCUCAAUGUGAGUCUCGACUUCGACGAGCGGGAGGUGCUCUUGGAGAACUCGAGGUACAUUCUCAACACGCUAGAAGUAGACGACAUUGAAGUCAAGUUCAGUGACGACCCGACGGCCGAGGAGGUCAUCCGGGAAGAGUGCUGUCCCGGUCAGCCGCGCGCGGUGUUUUGCAGUGACACCUUCGUCAACGUCUGCUGCAUCAACCAGCAGCAGUCGUCCGGCUGCUUCGAGGUGCAGGUUCCUGUGCUUGACGGAGACAGCGCAUCCAAGGUGUUGGCGCGGUUGGGUAGAAUGAGCGGUCAUGUUAGUUUCGACGGCCUUCCUGUAAAGCUCCUCAGGUACGAAGAUCCGACGAUGGGCCCACGGAAGAUUCCAACUCUCGAUUGUGAGGAAACUGGCAAGGUUGUCGUUCCCAACGAGGCUAUCUUUCGCAUCAAGGCCGACAAGAGUGGCGUAGAGGUUGAACUGGACGGUACUAGAGUGGAUGUGGGAAGCCAAAUGUCGUAUAUUAUUGUGCCUCAAGUUUGAUGCAGCUGCUGUGAUGUGUUACCUCCAGAACCAUUUAAUAAAAUGGUUUCUGUGCACAUU